GUUGCACAGCACUGGACAACAGAUGUUCUGUGGGACUCGCAAAAAGGCAAGAAGAAGAGUGGUUAUGAAAACACGAGCCGCGUCAAAAUGUUGAGAAAAACACUUAAUAACUUGCCUCGCUUUAGCCAGCUAUGCGGCCUGCCGCGACGGCUUCAAAGCACACAGGCAGAGGCUGCGCCGGCAAUUGCCACCACAGUAUCGACGGAGGAGUCCGAGCCCGAAGACAUUGCCGUGAUAGAGCAGCGGAUUCUGAAGCAUCCGGACUACUUCCAGGUCCACAACCUCUUCACCGUGCGAGACCUGUUCAAUGCACGCGUGCACUAUGGACACAAAGAGGGCUCUCUAGACGACCGCAUGCGUCCGUAUCUGUAUGGCAGUCGGCUGGGACAUUUGGUUUUCGACCUGGACAAGACGGCCGUGCAUUUGCGGGAUGCUCUCAAUUUUGUUGCACACAUAGCCUUCCGGGAUGGCAUCAUCUUGUUCUUCAAUCGCAACGCCCUCAAUGCCCAUCUGGUGGAGCAAAAGGCCUUGGAGGCCGGCGAGUUCUCACACACGCGAUUCUGGCGGGGCGGCAUCUUCACCAACGCAAAUGUGCAGUUCGAUGCGGUUACCCGUCUGCCCGAUCUCUGCAUUUUCCUGAACACCCAAAACAAUGUGAUGUCACAGCACACGGCGGUGAGGGAUGCGGCUAAGAUGGCCAUACCCACAGUCGGCAUUGUGGACAGCAAUUGUAAUCCAAAUCUGAUCACCUAUCCAGUGCCCGGCAACGACGAUUCCCCCGCAGCUGUUGAGCUCUACUGCAGUCUGUUCAAGGAGGCCAUCCUGAGGGGCAAACGCAAGCGUCGCGAGCUGCUCGGCCUUCCUCCCUUGGACGAGACACAGCCGAGGCGCAGCCGCAAUACCAAAACCAAGAGCAAUUAGUUUUAGGAUGAGAAUUUGUUACAUUUAUCUGAAUACAAAUACCGCUGCUGUCUGGCAGAAAACCGUGUUGUAUC
Drosophila obscura is the source of this 995-nucleotide messenger RNA. RefSeq names its product 28S ribosomal protein S2, mitochondrial (gene mRpS2). The record is from RefSeq and is a predicted model, not a curated record. Gene Ontology annotation, cellular component: ribosome; mitochondrial small ribosomal subunit. Gene Ontology annotation, biological process: translation. Lineage: Eukaryota; Metazoa; Arthropoda; Insecta; Diptera; Drosophilidae. Gene Ontology annotation, molecular function: structural constituent of ribosome. The transcript is spliced from 2 exons. The coding region runs from base 88 to 921 and encodes 277 amino acids.